CAUCACCAUCUCAUGACCCACAACUUCUUCUUCUUCUCCAACCUUUAACUCUCCAUAGCUUCAUCAAUCCUUGUCCAAACUAAGUGAAAUUGGAGUCUAUAUUGACUAAUUUUUCACGUAGUUUCUGAUUUUGACAAGAGAUUUACAAGAAAAUGCAGUUUUUGGGUCCGAAUUCCAAACCCUAGUCCGAAAAUUUUUGGGGGUUUUUGGAGUUUUUGUUUCACAAGCACUUUAGCAUCUUCAAAACAAGAAAAAUGGUUAAGACGAAAGAAAAAGCGGGAUCUAGUUCGUCAUCAUCGAAAGGGAAAGGCAAACAAGUGGAACAACAGCCGUGAAAAAGGCAAUAUGUGGGUCGGAUAAGUGAAAGCGAGAGUGGGAGUGAAGAAGAAAUGGAGUUGGAUCCACAUGAUAAGCCGGUAUGGGAUUCGGGUCCUCUGGAUGACCAGCCAGAGGAGUGGCAGCCAACAUUAUAUCAUGAUAGAAUGAAUAAGCUCAAGAACAAGGCAGCGGCCUUCAUUUGUGAACGAGAAGUUCGGGAAGUGGAGUUCCAACAGUUUGGGGUGUUUGAUAAAUUUCGAGCGUUGGGAUGGGAAUCGGCGCUUAAAUGUUUCGAUAAAGACAAAAGCAACUUGUUUAUGACCGAGAUACAAGAAUGGAUGGCGACUUUGAAAUGUAGCAAUUAUGACAAGCCAUCACAGAUGAAGUUAAUUGGUGAGGUACACGGGGUACCGGUGGAGAUGUCCUUUGACACAUUGAAGAAGCUCGGGAAGUAUGACAGUCUCCCGGCUCGUGAUUACAGGAUUCCCACUCUCGAUGAUCUGUUAGUGAAACCGGAGAAGCACCCGCGGUGGAACGAUAUGUUAGCAACAUUAUUUUUGCCGGGUACGUAUCAUGGAAUUUUGUACCGGAAAAAUUUGAGAAUCGAAGCAAAGCUGUUGCUAGCUAUUUGUUUGUUGAAUGUGAUACCGCGAAGAGGAGAUAAGGAACAGGUGAGAUAUCCGGAGGUACCUGUCCUCUAUUCGCUAAUGCAUGGGUCUCCCCGUUUUCCGAUACGCUAUCUCAUCAUGCACCACCUGUGGAUCAGCCGAAACAAAUAUGGAAGGGACAUUGUCCCAUAUUGUAGGAUCAUCACGGGAUUGAUGAAACAGCAGAAAGCUCUUACUUCGGAGGAUCGAGGGGUAACGAAGAGGCACCAACCGUUUACGUUAGACAAAAUGGGAAGUGGUUGGACAUAUACCCAAUCGGAGCGGUAUCACAAGUUAAAAUCCGAGGGUCAAAGAUGGAGAGCUCUUAAAGCGGGUGCAAGAGAUUUGUUACCGGGUGAAGCGGAUGAACCCGAGAGUGAAGCGGAGAUCCCAAGUGGGGAUGAAGAUUAUGAGGAGCAACCACAAGGCGGUGUGAAUUUGAAUGUGGGCCAAGGGGGUCAUGGUGGAGGUUUUGGUGGUGCUUUCUACGAUUAUACUAAGCGAUCUUAUGUGCCCGGGUGGGCGUAUGAAGGUACCAUGCAAGAAGUAAUAGCAAACCAAAGUCCCUCGGCUUCCGUCUUCGACACGUGGUCGGGACCGGAGCGGACGUUAUAUGACCAAAAUACCAUGAUGAGUGCAAGUAUCGAGCGUUCUUUGAAGCAAAAUUUUGAUCGUAAUGAGGCAUGGAACCGCACCUUUGCGUAUUCUCAAGAGGUGGAAACGAAUAAUCGGUAUUAUGACGAUCAAGAGAGGAGGAUGCACGCUGAUUAUCAUGCCGGGCGGCCGGUGGUUGUGGAUCCACAACAUGUGGAUUAUGCGUCUCUACCACCGUAUGAUGGUAGUGUUUCGUAUCCAACCCCGCCGAUCCACCACUCACAAUGGAUUGACCCAAGGCAACAAGAGGGAGCCCAACAACAACAAGGAGGAAGUAGUAGUAGCGGCUCUUUUGCAUUUGGAGAAUGGAACGACAUGAUGUCUUCCAUCUUUGGACCUCCGGGACCGCGCUACUAUUAGUAAGGUUGUGUUUCUCUUUUGUAUAUUUUUGUGCAUAUGUGUUAGUUUGUUUUGUUUUGUUUACGGUUGGGCGGUUGGGUGGUGUAUGAUUGUGUUGUUUUGUUGGGUUGGUGCUUGUUGGUGGUGUCAUGUGUUUAAAAAAAAGAAGAAAAACAUAAAAAAAAUUAUAAAAUGAAAAAUCUAAAAAGAAAUUUGGGGUUUGAGUGAAGAAGCUUUUUGUCAUGUUGAAUGAUUUUAGUGAUCAAAGCCUCCUAAAGUCAUACAUUGGGGUCAAUGUAUCCCAAGUGUGGGGAUGGGGGGAAUUUUUGAAGGUUUUGAAAAAUUUUGAGCCAAGCAAAACGAUGUGAAAAUUUGAACACCCUAGAUUAAACUCAAAUUGGUGCACCGGCAACCCUUGAUACCUUUUUCAUUCUUGGUGAGAAUUGUAGCCACACUUGUAUAUAAAUAAUGCUUA
Molecule: messenger RNA, 2433 nt
Organism: Helianthus annuus (common sunflower)
Lineage: Eukaryota; Viridiplantae; Streptophyta; Magnoliopsida; Asterales; Asteraceae
Exons: 2
Coding region: 390-1979 (529 amino acids)
Source: RefSeq, a predicted model, not a curated record